CUGCGUAAAGAGAAAUUGAAUUUGUUUCGCCUAUUGGUUUAGUCGUUAUAAAUUUUUCUGGUCAUCCGUGCGAGAGUUGUUAAGUUGCAAUAAUUCAGCAUUAUCACUUAGUUUGUUUUAUUAAAUAAAUAAAUUGUCAUCGUAGUCAGUUGUACUAUUUGCUGCAUAAAUUACGUUUAGUACUUGCACGGAAAAAUCGGCGGUUUUGCAAAAGUUUAGUCUCAAAUAGUUACAUUAAUAUUAGAAAAAUGGCAGGACCACUUCCAUUCCUUUUAGAUGAACCGGCAUAUAAAAAUUUGGAGCGAUUUUAUAUGUCUACUGGCCAAAAUAUUAAUAUGACGGAACUCUUCGCUCAGGAUCCGAAUCGCUUUAAAAAGUAUAGCCUUCGCUUGAAAACUCCCAACGAUGGCGAGAUAUUGAUUGACUAUUCAAAGAACCGCAUUACAGAGGAUGUGAUGUCUCUGUUAUUUGACUUAGCAAAAGUACGUAAAGUGGCUGAAGCGCGCGAUGCCAUGUUCUCUGGACAACCCAUCAACAUUACGGAAGGUCGUGCUGUACUCCAUGUUGCACUUCGCAAUCGCGGAAAUGAAGCGAUUCUUGUCGAUUGCAAUGACGUUAUGCCGUUAGUGCGAGCGGAAUUGUCUCAUAUGAAGGAAUUCACCAAUCAGGUCCUCUCAGGUGUAUGGCGUGGCUGUACCGGAAAGCAAAUAACCGAUGUUGUUAACAUUGGUAUUGGUGGCUCCGAUUUGGGACCAUUAAUGGUAACCGAAGCCCUCAAACCUUACUGCAAGGGUCUGCGCUCACAUUUCGUUUCGAAUAUUGAUGGAACACACUUGGCGGAAGUUCUGAAACGUGUUAAUUAUGAGACAACACUGUUUAUUGUUGCCUCGAAAACAUUCACAACUCAAGAGACGAUAACUAAUGCUACCUCCGCAAAGAACUGGCUGCUCGAGCAAGUGAAAGAGCCCGCCGCCGUUGCUAAACAUUUUGUAGCGUUGUCUACGAACAAGGAGAAAGUUACUGCCUUUGGAAUCGACAGUAAGAAUAUGUUUGGAUUCUGGGAUUGGGUUGGUGGGCGUUACUCACUUUGGUCAGCUAUUGGCUUGUCUAUCUGUCUGUCAAUAGGCUUUGAAAACUUUGAGCAACUGCUUGAAGGAGGCUAUUUUCUAGAUAACCAUUUUAGAACUGCGCCAUUGGAACAAAAUGCACCUGUUAUACUAGCGCUUUUGGGUAUUUGGUAUUCAAACUUGCACAAUGCUGAGACACAUGCUCUACUUCCUUACGAUCAAUAUUUGCAUCGCUUCGCGGCCUAUUUCCAGCAGGGUGAUAUGGAAAGUAAUGGUAAAUUUGUAACCAAGACGGAUUCCAAGGUAGUCACUUACAAAACUGGCCCAAUCGUUUGGGGAGAGCCAGGCACCAAUGGUCAACAUGCUUUCUAUCAACUGAUUCAUCAAGGCACUAGGUUGAUCCCUUGCGAUUUCAUUGCAGCAGCACAGUCACAUAAUCCAAUAUCUGGAGGAGUACAUCAUAAAAUUCUUUUGGCUAAUUUCUUGGCCCAGACGGAGGCGUUGAUGCAAGGAAAAACUACAGCCCAGGCGCGUGUGGAACUCGAGAAGACUGGUUUGUCCGGUGAGAAAUUGGAAGAGCUGCUGCCACAUAAGACAUUUGUUGGUAACAGGCCCACCAACUCAAUUGUAGUGAAGAAAGUUACACCAUUCACGUUGGGCGUACUUAUUGCUUUAUACGAACAUAAAAUCUUCACACAGGGCAUAAUCUGGGAUAUUAACUCCUUUGAUCAAUGGGGUGUUGAAUUGGGUAAACAAUUGGCCAAGGCAAUUGAACCCGAAUUAGCUACACCGAGUGAAGUAACCACACACGACUCAUCCACUAAUGGGCUUAUUAGCUUCUUGAAAGCGAAUUGGUAAACUUAAUUUAAUCGCUAUAUAAAAUUUCCAUUUGAACGUACUCCAGCGCGCCACGGCAAAAUAAGACAACAGAAAGCAUUUUAAAAAGCACAAAAUAGAAAAAAAUUACAAGAAAAUCUAGACACAAGUAUGAAGUAGGAAUGUCGCUGGAGCGUAAGUUUUAGAUAUAAUUUCCAGCAAUUUGUUUAGUCACUAUAAAAAACAUUCAAACUGCAAUCUUUAUUUAUUAGAUUGUGAUACAAAUUGAAUUUAGAAUAGUUUUCAACUUUAUUGAAGGCCAAUUUGGAACCAAUUUAGUGAGAAAAUUAAAAAUGUUGAAGACACAAAGUCA
Messenger RNA from Anastrepha ludens (Mexican fruit fly), 2256 nucleotides. It is a transcript of the gene Pgi, whose product is annotated as glucose-6-phosphate isomerase. Gene Ontology annotation, cellular component: cytosol. NCBI's taxonomy places the organism in Eukaryota, Metazoa, Arthropoda, Insecta, Diptera, Tephritidae. The record is from RefSeq and is a predicted model, not a curated record. Bases 249 to 1925 code for a protein of 558 amino acids. The transcript is spliced from 5 exons. Gene Ontology annotation, biological process: glycolytic process; glucose 6-phosphate metabolic process; gluconeogenesis. Gene Ontology annotation, molecular function: carbohydrate derivative binding; glucose-6-phosphate isomerase activity; monosaccharide binding.